Messenger RNA from Mustela erminea (ermine), 1477 nucleotides. It is a transcript of the gene RHBDL3, whose product is annotated as rhomboid like 3. The coding region runs from base 142 to 1356 and encodes 404 amino acids. The transcript is spliced from 9 exons. Gene Ontology annotation, molecular function: serine-type endopeptidase activity; calcium ion binding. The record is from RefSeq and is a predicted model, not a curated record. NCBI's taxonomy places the organism in Eukaryota, Metazoa, Chordata, Mammalia, Carnivora, Mustelidae. Gene Ontology annotation, cellular component: membrane.
GGCGCGGGCGGCGGGGCCGGCGCGGAGGCGGCGCGGCGCGCACAGAGCCCCUGGAGCUGCGCGGCCGGCGCGGCGCAAAGUUAGCCCGGCGCCCCGGGACGAGCCCCGCAGCCGCCCGCUGGCCCUGGACCCCGCGUCGACAUGGGCGAGCACCCCAGCCCGGGCCCCGCAGUGGCCGCCUGCGCCGAGGCGGAGCGCAUCGAGGAGCUGGAACCCGAGGCCGAGGAGCGGCCGCCCGCGGCGCCGGAGGACCACUGGAAAGUCCUGUUUGAUCAGUUUGACCCUGGGAACACAGGCUACAUCAGCACAGGAAAGUUCCGGAGCCUCCUGGAGAGCCACAGCUCCAAGCUCGACCCGCACAAAAGGGAGGUGCUCCUGGCUCUCGCCGACAGCCAUGCAGAUGGGCAGAUCUGCUACCAGGAUUUUGUCAACCUGAUGAGCAACAAGCGGUCCAACAGCUUCCGCCAGGCCAUCCUGCAGGGAAACCGCAGGCUCUGCAGCAAAGCCCUCCUGGAGGAGAAGGGGCUGAACCUCUCCCAGCGGCUGAUCCGCCACGUGGCCUACGAGACCCUGCCCCGGGAGAUAGACCGGAAGUGGUACUACGACAGUUACACCUGCUGCCCCCCACCCUGGUUCAUGAUCACCGUCACAUUGCUGGAGGUUGCCUUUUUCCUUUACAACGGAGUGUCGCUGGAUCAGUUCGUGCUGCAGGUGACCCAUCCGCGGUACCUGAAGAACUCACUGGUUUACCACCCGCAGCUCCGCGCGCAGGCCUGGCGCUACCUGACCUACAUCUUCAUGCACGCGGGGAUAGAACACCUGGGACUCAACGUGGUGCUGCAGCUCCUCGUGGGGGUACCCUUGGAGAUGGUGCACGGAGCAACCCGUAUUGGGCUUGUCUAUGUGGCUGGUGUUGUAGCAGGGUCCUUGGCGGUGUCUGUGGCUGACAUGACGGCUCCAGUCGUGGGCUCCUCUGGAGGGGUGUAUGCGCUUGUCUCUGCCCAUCUGGCUAACAUUGUGAUGAACUGGUCAGGCAUGAAGUGUCAAUUCAAGCUGCUGCGGAUGGCUGUGGCCUUGAUCUGCAUGAGCAUGGAGUUCGGGCGGGCCGUGUGGCUCCGGUUCCACCCAUCGGCCUACCCUCCGUGCCCUCACCCGAGCUUUGUGGCGCACUUGGGCGGCGUGGCUGUGGGGAUCACGCUGGGUGUGGUGGUCUUGAGGAACUACGAGCAGAGGCUACAGGACCAGUCCCUGUGGUGGAUUUUUGUGACCAUGUACACGGUCUUUGUUCUGUUCGCUGUCUUCUGGAACAUCUUCGCCUACUCCCUGCUGGACUUAAAGCUGCCACCGCCUCCUUAAGGCACUGGGGGCCCGAGGUCUGGGAGGGGAGGGCCGAGCCGCAGCAGGAAGGAGCGCGUACGGACAUCCUCGUUCUCAGCUCCGUGGAGGCCGGGGAGGACAGGACGCGAGGCUGGGCCAC